Molecule: messenger RNA, 2024 nt
Organism: Sphaerodactylus townsendi
Lineage: Eukaryota; Metazoa; Chordata; Lepidosauria; Squamata; Sphaerodactylidae
Product: long-chain fatty acid transport protein 4-like
Exons: 10
Coding region: 582-2024 (480 amino acids)
Biological process (GO): response to nutrient; long-chain fatty acid import into cell; medium-chain fatty acid transport
Cellular component (GO): plasma membrane; microvillus; endoplasmic reticulum membrane
Molecular function (GO): long-chain fatty acid transmembrane transporter activity; long-chain fatty acid-CoA ligase activity
Source: RefSeq, a predicted model, not a curated record
GAGACGGAGGCGGCGGCGGCUGGUCUGUCUCCAUUCUCAUGCAGGUGGAGGCAGGAGGGGAAGGCAGGUCUGCGAGCCAGGAGGAGCCGAGCCGGUCAGGCGAUCGCAGCCUUUGCAAGAGGAGGAGGAGGAGGAGGAGGAAGGAGGAGGCGGCUGCUGCUGCUAUUGCCGCUGCAGCUGCAUCGCCCUUUGCAUUGACAGCAGCUGGAGCUUGAGGGCCAUCAUCCCUGGCUUUAGGACUAGCUUCCUCUCCCCCUCCCUGCGGCUGCAUCUGCAUCGAGAAAAUGCGGCUCUGACAACCGCCGGCCGCAGCCCCGUGGGAAGGCAGGCAGGCAGGCAGGCAGGGGGGUGGCGUUGCUCUGGAGCAGCCCCGGGAACAUCUGGAAGAGAUCCAGCGGUGCUGAAGACUGGGAGGGCUCCGGACCAAGGGGUUAUGAUCCCAGCAGCGUUAUCUCUGUGUGGAGAAACUGAAGUGAAGCAAAGCGAGGGAGAGCUAUUUGUAAGACCAAAGGUUGCCAGGUGUGCGAGAACAACAAGCUAGAAUCGGAACACUGCAAUUGCCUUCACUACGUAAGACCAAGAUGUUGCAUUUGGUUGCUCUCCUCCUCCUGUUCGUAAUUUUCCGGCUAGUCUUGGGUCUUCCUUGGCUGCAAGUGAUUCCAGCCCUCUUGAUCUUCUACUUGGGGUCCGGUGGAUGGCGAUUCCUUCGUGUAGUCAUCAAAACGGCGCGUCGGGACAUAACCACGGGGACCGUCGUCUUCUUGACGCGUAUAAGAGUUUGGUGGUACGUGAAACAGAAAUACACCAUCCCCAAGAUAUUCCAGGAGACAGUGCAGAGACACCCGGAGAAAGUGGCUCUCAUUUUCCAAGGGACGGGCGAGUCUUGGACUUUCCGGGAUCUUGAUGAGUAUUCGAACAGAGUGGCCAACCUCUUGUACGGGCAGGGCUUCCGCUCCGGGGAUGUGAUUACCUUGUUCAUGGAAUCGUGCAACAAGUAUGUCGGCUUGUGGCUCGGCAUGGCCAAGAUCGGAGUGGAGGCGGCUCUCGUCAACUCCCACGUGCGGAAGGAAUCUUUGUUACACUGCAUCAACAUCUCCCAGUCGAAGGCGGUUGUGUUUGGGGGUGAGCUGGCUGAAGCCAUGCAAGAGAUUCAUUCUUCAAUACCGAAGUCCCUUCCCCUCUUCUGUUCUGGUGACUGGAAAGAAGAUGGUGUCCCACCAGGCACAAAACCUCUGGACCCCUUAAUAGAAAAAGCAUCUUGCAGUCCACCACCUCUGCCACCCAAAGGAUUCUUAGAUAAACUGUUUUACAUCUACACUUCAGGCACUACAGGAAUGCCCAAAGCUGCAAUCAUAGUUCAUUGCAGGUAUUUCCGUAUGGCAACUUUGGUGUUUAAUGGCUUCCGCAUGAGGCCGGAUGACGUGGUCUACGACUGUCUUCCCUUGUAUCAUGCAGCAGGCAACAUUGUUGGGAUUGGCCAGAGCCUCCUGCAUGGGAUGACGGUGGUGAUCCGGAAGAAAUUCUCAGCUUCUAACUUCUGGGAUGACUGUGUCAAGUACAACUGUACGAUUAUACAGUACAUCGGGGAGAUUUGUCGCUAUCUUUUAAACCAGCCAUCACAGGAAGCGGAACGCAAGCACCGAGUGCGAAUGGCCUUGGGCAACGGCCUGCGGGCCUCCAUUUGGAAGGAGUUCACCACCCGGUUUGGCAUCCCACAGAUAGCCGAAUUUUAUGGCGCCACCGAAUGCAAUUGCAGUGUGGGCAACUUUGACAACAAGGUAGCCAAGUUCAGCCACAGCUGCCCGAUUGGAAAGGGAACGAAAGCACCACAGCGCCUCCUAGAGGCGCCACAAAUCAGCGCAGCCCUCGUUGGCCUGGAUGACUUGGGGGGCAAAAUCAGGAAAAGGGCGGACCGACCCCACCGUGCUCAGCCCAGCGGGACAGGCAAUGCCGUGCGCCCAUUGCCAUCCUUCCAACCCAUCCCCAUGGUCACCCUUUACACAAAACAGAAAAUAAAGCCGUAA